This is a messenger RNA of Girardinichthys multiradiatus, 1624 nucleotides long. RefSeq names its product myozenin 1a (gene myoz1a). The coding region runs from base 183 to 1130 and encodes 315 amino acids. The record is from RefSeq and is a predicted model, not a curated record. Gene Ontology annotation, molecular function: telethonin binding; actin binding; FATZ binding. Lineage: Eukaryota; Metazoa; Chordata; Actinopteri; Cyprinodontiformes; Goodeidae. Gene Ontology annotation, cellular component: Z disc; actin cytoskeleton. The transcript has 6 exons.
CCUCUGCAAGAUCUACUAUCUGAAUAUUGAGUGGGCUUCGCACUUUGCGGGACGUGAGUCUAGUCAAAGUGGGGUCAGAGGCACUGAGGGAUUUGUACCCUUGUCUUUGAGAUCGAUAUCUUCCUUACUGUUUGGUAUUAAUAGGUCUUUCUCUUCUCACAGAAUUACAACAGCAUCCCGCCAUGCCUCUGGGAACACCUGCCCCCCUCAACAAGCGGAAAAAGCCCUCCAAGAUCAUAACUGACCUAUCGCAUAUCAGUCAGGAUGAGUUUGAGUUGGAGCCAGAGGCAUCAGAGUUUGAUCUGGGAACAAAGAUCAGGACUCCCAAAGAGAUCAUGCUGGAGGAGCUUUCCCUGCUGAAGAACCGGGGCUCUAAGAUGUUCAGGAUGAGGCGGCAGAGAGUUGAGAAGUUCAUCUACGAGAAUAAUCCUGAUGUUUUCACCAGCGACUCGAUGGACAACUUCCAGAAGUUUGUUCCAUCUUUAGGAGGUCAAAUAGGAGGUCAGUUUAUAAAUAUUGGAGGGCACUAUGUUAGCAAAGAGACAAGACAUCUGUAUUUAGGAGCUACACCCGUGGGAGGAGGGGCACCGGUGCCUCCUCCUAAGCCUGGAAGCAAAUGGGCAGGAGCUGGAGGAGCAGGUGGUGCUGGAGGUGCAGGAGGAGGAGACUUGUCUGGGGAUGACAAAGGCAGUAAAGAAGAAGGAACAAGUGAGUGGUCAUCUUCAAGAGGAGCUGGAAAAGGUGGCAAAAGUAAGACGUUGGCAGUUGUGAAGACAUAUGUGUCACCAUGGGAGAAGGCCAUGAAGGGUGAUGAGAACCUGCUUGCCACUCUAAAACCUGAAAUGCCUGGUCCCAUUGACCGAAAACAUCUGCCCAAAUACAAAAGCUUCAACAGGAUGGCCAUACCCUACGGCGGCUUCGCAAAGGCCAACCAGCUCAUGAAAUUCCAGUUGCCAGAAACUGAGGUGACCAAAGAGGAGCCUGAACCCGCAGUGCUGUACCAACAUGACAUCAGCUGCCGUCCCUCCUUCAAUCGUACCCCUAUUGGCUGGGUGGCCAGCAGCGAGCCUAGCAGCAUCCACAUGGAGACGGAUGCUGUACCCUUUGAUGGAGAGACAGAUGAGCUGUGAAAACAUGAUCAUACUGUGAUUGCAAAUACUCCCAUGUUAGCCUGACUAUAUGGAUAAAGUUUAGCCUGCUCAGACACACUGUAGGUGAGCUAAAAAGUCUUUGUAGAACUGAUGAAACUGAAUGACUCAGUGUGAAUAACAGAAAGUGUAAAUGCUCGUAUAUUCCUCUGUAUUGAGAUGUAAGGGAAAGACAAAGCUGUAGAUAUUAAACAUCAAAUGUCAAGGUUUAAUUAUGGCUUUAAAAGUUCCAAACUCGCAGGAAAGAGGAAUGACUUGUGUAUGAAGAUGGAGAUUUCAGCUGAGUGAUGUCUGUUUCUGCUCCCUUAAUAUUUCUUCACUAUUUUCCUUUGCAUUUUUGCUAAAACACUUUGAUUCUUUAUAAAGGUAUGAACACCCCUGAAUGCUGCCUGAUUUGGAAUCAAAGUUUUUGUUAAACGCACAUGACGCAACAUCAUUUUACCAAAAUAAACCCUCCUCUUGUUGAGUGAUAAAAA